Messenger RNA from Prinia subflava (tawny-flanked prinia), 454 nucleotides. RefSeq names its product ubiquinol-cytochrome-c reductase complex assembly factor 3-like. NCBI's taxonomy places the organism in Eukaryota, Metazoa, Chordata, Aves, Passeriformes, Cisticolidae. Gene Ontology annotation, biological process: mitochondrial respiratory chain complex III assembly. The coding region runs from base 67 to 318 and encodes 83 amino acids. The record is from RefSeq and is a predicted model, not a curated record. The transcript has 2 exons.
UCCCCGCGGGCCAGAGCGGCCCCGGAAGUGGCGGCCCCGGAACUCCCCGGUGUGCAGGAGCGGCCGAUGGCGCUGGACCCGCGGUGGCCGCUGGCGCUGCUCCGCGGCGCGGUCCCGGUGGCGCUGGGGCUGCUGCUGUGGGUGGCGGUGGGGAGCGGCGAGCAGGAGCGGCUGCAGACGCUGAAGGGGCACCCCGGGGCGGAACCCGGCGGUUCGACCUACCGGCAGCGCCACAACGAGCUGCUCAUGGCGGCGCUGCGCGAGGCGGCCGAGACCGACGAGAACGUAGCGCAGCGGCGGGUGCCGUGGCGGAAGUGACGUCAGCACCGGGAGCGCACCGGGACGCCCUUUGACCCCCCCCCCCGUACCCCGGAACCAUCAGCGCCGGGCGCGGUUGCGCACGGGACUCGUUCGCGCGGGUGCGCCCGGAGCGUUAUAAAGCGGGGACACUUCC